This is a messenger RNA of Vollenhovia emeryi, 603 nucleotides long. Its product is annotated as proteoglycan 4-like. NCBI's taxonomy places the organism in Eukaryota, Metazoa, Arthropoda, Insecta, Hymenoptera, Formicidae. The transcript has a single exon. Bases 1 to 603 code for a protein of 200 amino acids. The record is from RefSeq and is a predicted model, not a curated record.
AUGGGCAAGCUACGCGCACGGCUAGAGAAGAUGGCCCCCAGGAGGAGAGCUCCGGGACACCCGCCGAUACCGGGACUGACGCCGCAAGCUCCACGCUAUGUGCCACCCGCCGAAGCGAGACCACGGACGGCCCGCGCCUCGGUAAGCGUCGAGCAGCGAGGACGGGCACCCGCGGUCGUGAGAGCGAGGACGACCGUCUCCAGACAGGAGCAGUUAUACCGAACGGCCGCCCAGACAACAGCCGCCCUCGCCUCGGAACUCGAUGCGCUCUUUGGCUCAUUGUCCGACCUGGAGGACGAGCCGAUGCCCACCGCCGAGCCGCCCACAACGACAACCGUGGGGACGACGACGGAGUUGCCGACGCCUCCACCAACACCCGCUACAACGCCGGAACCGGUACCCGGGACGAACCCGACGCCAGGCCCGCCUCCCGGCUACGGCUACUUUACCGGCAACCACGGAGGCGAAUUCAGCGGACUCCUCAGCGGCGUACCAUGGCAGCGCAUCCGUCCGGGACAGCGGUACCGUCACCACGUCGCCGGACGCACCGUCAUCAUAAAGCGCCUACGGAACGGGGAAGUACAGCUCCGCGAGCGAACCUAA